GCCGGUAGCUAGCGGCUAGCGGUUAGGGCCAAGGGCUUGAAACAAUGGUUCCAUUUGCGUACUUCACUAUUAUAGUCACCUCAAUCUUCAUCCUCAUCUCCUCCUUGCCGCCUCCUUCGGCCGCCGCACCGACCGGCCACCAGCGGCAGCCUCCGUUCAAGAAGAUCUACGCCUUCGGAGACUCCUUCACCGACACCGGCAACACCGGCUCGGCCACCGGCCCCUCCGGCUUCUCUCACGUCUCGAGCCUCCCCUACGGCUGCACCUUCUUCCACCGUCCCACCAACCGCUACUCCGACGGCCGCCUCGUCAUCGACUUCGUAGCGCAGUACCUCUCGCUGCCCUUCCUGCCGCCGUACCGCCGCCACAAGGCCGGCCCCGACUCCACGUCCCCGGGAGUCAACUUCGCCGUCGCAGGAUCCACCGCGAUCAAGCACAGCUUCUUCGUGAGAAACAACCUUACCCUCAACAUCACUCCACAGUCGCUCGGAACUCAGCUCGUCUGGUUCGACAAGUACAUGGAAGCUCAGGGAUAUUGCCGAGCUCCGAGAUCUAGGCAGUGCAGAGCAGCCAUGGAUGAGGCUUUGUUCUGGGUUGGUGAGAUUGGGGCCAAUGACUAUGCUUACACCGUUGGAUCCUCUGUGUCCAGAGACACCAUUCAGCGCCUUGCAAUCAAGAGUGUCACGGGCUUUCUCCAGGCAUUGUUGACAAAGGGUGCCAAGUACGUAGUCGUGCAAGGCUUGCCAACAACGGGCUGCUUGCCGCUGUCCCUGACACUAACUCCUGCCGACGACCGCGACGCCCUCGGCUGCGCCGCCACCGUAAACCGCCAAAGCUUCCGCCACAACCUGCUGCUCCAGUCCACGAUCCACCAACUAAGAACCCAAUUCCCCCAUUCAGUAAUCCUCUACGCCGAUUACUGGAACGCUUACCGCACAAUAAUGAAGAAUGCCGCCGCGUACGGCUUCCAGGAGCCCAUCAAGGCCUGCUGCGGCUCCGGGGGCGGGCCCUACAACUUCGAUAUCUUCGGCGCGUGCGGGUCCCCCCUGUCCAGCUCCUGCCCGGACCCUUCGAAAUACAUCAACUGGGAUGGAGUUCACCUCACUGAAGCAAUGUACAAGGCGGUUUCCGAGUUGUUCAUCAAUGGGACGUUCUCUCAUCCUCCGUUCAAAUACUUGCUGAGCAGGAAAGCCUCGGCAGGCGGGUUGUCCUGAUCGGGUUGGCUCAAGCUUUGUAUCCGUUAGACGGUGUGAAACAAUUAAAGAAGCAGUGUGGGCUUUGAAUCUUAGACAUGUUGCUAAGCCUAAGCACUAGUUUUCCAGGCUAGGAAGAGAUCAGUUCAUAUGGUAAUCAAAUACCACAACUAUUCAGAUUUAAGCCUAGAACCUAUUUCAAAGUAAUAAUUACCCUUAAUGUCACUAGAUCGAUUAUAUUAUAUGAAUUAUAUAGCUCGCCAAUUACCUAAAUAAUAGACAAUAAUUGAGUUGGGUUGGGUUGA
This is a messenger RNA of Diospyros lotus (date-plum), 1498 nucleotides long. Its product is annotated as GDSL esterase/lipase At3g48460-like. The transcript has 2 exons. Gene Ontology annotation, molecular function: hydrolase activity, acting on ester bonds. The record is from RefSeq and is a predicted model, not a curated record. The coding region runs from base 45 to 1214 and encodes 389 amino acids. Lineage: Eukaryota; Viridiplantae; Streptophyta; Magnoliopsida; Ericales; Ebenaceae.